Messenger RNA from Symbiodinium necroappetens, 1899 nucleotides. Lineage: Eukaryota; Dinophyceae; Suessiales; Symbiodiniaceae. The record is from the annotation of a GenBank genome assembly.
AUGGUGCCGGGCAGGUGUGCUCAACGGUUCACCAAAAUCGAUGACUUGUUGGAGGUUCUUCAUGUGUGCCGAAAACUUGGUUCCUGGGAGUUGGCGCUUAGAUUUUGGAGCAGGUUUCAGCUUGAGUUACCUCAUGCAUCCACAACGAAUGUUUGUAUCGCGGCAUGUGGCGAAAAUCAAGCCUGGAGCUACUCUGUGCUAGUCUUCGAUGGUAUGAUGUCAACCGGCGUGCAGCCGGACAUUAGUUCGCACAAUGCAAUCGCGAAUGUUUGCAGCAGGAUAGUGGAAGUGGGAUGGCAGCGUGCCCUCUACACCUUGAAGGAGGGCGAGUCUAACCUCUUGGACUUGGACUGUGUCAGUUUGAACACAUUGGCAGGUAUGCUGGACUGGAGUUUUUCAGUCGCGUGUGUUUCCCGAAUGCGCCACCUUGGCCUUGUGCCGGAUGCGGUUUCUUGGACCUCUGCGACAGCUGCAGCUGCUCGCAGCAGCGGGUGGCACCGGGCGACCACCAUCGCCAGAGCUGGGGCCGAGCAUAUCGAGGCCAAAACCGGUCCUUCUCCGUACGCUGCUGCAUCAAUUCCUGGAUAUGCCCGGAAUGGGCGCUGGGAGGAUGCUGUGCUGGUUGCUGACGAGAUUUGUCGUGAAGGUGACGGAGUGAGCGAUGCCGUGGUGAAUGGUGCCAUAAGUGAAAGGGGUGAGGACACGAGACGUACCAGGAACCCCAAGUAUGUGGGCACGCUCGGGUUGGGAUGUUUUCACGUACAGUGCGUGGAUCUCAAGCUGUACCGCGGCUGCUCUUUGGCAGGCCUUCCCCGGCAAUUCCUAGACUCUUUACUGGGUGGGCCUACCGAUGCCCUCCCCGCCAAAACAAUCUACACUCAGAUCUAUCCAAGUGUUUUUCAGGUAUGGCAAACUAACCGAACCUACUUUCACAGUGUUCUUAUGCUGGCUUUCACGGAUGAAGUGACAUCGAAAGAGCCCGAACCACAACUUCUCACGGAGAGGGAGGCUUUGUUCCGAAUGGCGACAGGAGCGGCUUUGCUGUGGGUUGCGGCGAUGGACUUGCUCGAGGCUGGUGGCCCCUGGCCCCCGGCUGCGGGAGAUGAGACCUGGAAUGCGAACUGCUGGGCGGAUGAGUCGGCUUCCAUUCCGGCAGCUGGGUGCAGCUACCAAGAGACUGGCCCGUCCUUGCCGGAGGACAAUGACGAAAGAGUCCGUAAGAGUGCAUGUGAGCAUCGCCCGUUGGACCUGCGCCGGGAAGCGUGUGGAAGCGUCAACGUCAGGGGCGUCAAAGGGGAUUCUGGAAGUGAAGUGGAGAACGGAACAGUCGCCAUCAGUAUCGUUCUUGAAGUGAUGCAGCUCAGAGAGGUUGCAGAAGAGGAGCCAGAGAUCUUAUUCAAGAACUUGUGGACGCAAAAUUUCUUCCUUCACAACUCCAGUCUGUUCUUUUGUUUGCUGGUUCGUUGGACUGGUCAACCUGUGCGAGUUCGUCAGCGGAGCAGUUACCGAGGGCCAAGGCUUCAUGGCAUGAAUACAGACAUGAAGCAAGAUGUCCCAGAGAGCAUGCCGGCAAAAUGCCGGGAGACUAUCAUCAACACUCGGCAGUGUGUGAGGCCAGCGGUGAGUCAAUGCGCAAAGCUUCGAACCAAGAUGACGGAGUUCCAGCAGCACCGCAUAUCGGAAGACCAGAAUCGAUGGGCAUUGAUAAAUUUGGCUUGCCCGUUGCACCAUCUGAUGCGUCGCUUCUAUAUCGAAACAUGUCUGUCGGGCCCUUACUUCAAUGUCCAGAACCCUACGGACAAAAUGGUGGGAGAGGUCGAGCCAUCCGAAGGACUGCAAGCCUUGGCGACCCAGGCAGCUUCGACCAAAGCAUGGGCAUCACUUUCGGUUUGGCCGUAA